Aspergillus japonicus CBS 114.51 is the source of this 1677-nucleotide messenger RNA. Its product is annotated as leucine-rich repeat domain-containing protein. Lineage: Eukaryota; Fungi; Ascomycota; Eurotiomycetes; Eurotiales; Aspergillaceae. Gene Ontology annotation, molecular function: protein binding. The record is from RefSeq and is a predicted model, not a curated record. The transcript has 3 exons. The coding region runs from base 1 to 1677 and encodes 558 amino acids.
AUGGACCCAACCCUCGAUCCCCCGCUCCCACCACCCCCGCGUCGCAUCCACCACCGCGCCUCGCCAACCCGCCGCCACCACCAAAACAACAACCAUCACCACCACUACCGCCUCACUCUCACCGCCCGCUCCCGCGGCGAUGACCGCUCCAGCCAACCCUCCAGCGACCCCGCCUUCUUCUCCAGCGACGAUGUCCCCGGCUCCGGCGGGCUGGAGAACUACACCGGCUCUGCUGCUGCUGCUGCUGCUGCUGCUGCGGCAGCAACGGGGGGUGCUAGCCACGCAACCGCCACCACACACCAGCAUUCUCAUCACCCUUCGGGAUCUGGGUCCUUGGUGGGGAGUCGGAAGCGCCGGUAUCGCGGGACCUGGUGGGGGGAGAAGAUGUUGUCGUCGGGCGGGCAUCAGCCUUUAGGGAAUGAGGGGCCCAAGCGCAAUAAGAGGGUGGACUUCAGGGAGAAGAGGUUGGUGGAUAGCGGAGUGUGGAUGGGGAGUGAUGAUUCCGCGGCGGGAGGGUUUUUGGGCUCCGAUGCGUCGUGGGGGGAGGAGGUUUGGGGGCAUUCGCACGGUCAGGGUCAGAGAGCUACCGUGUUAGGAGGGCUGAGGCGCGGAAUCGAGGAAGAGCCCCGCGAGCAUCAGAUCGCGCGGGCGAUUGUGAACGACUGUCUGGAGAGGGGGGAUGAUAGCGUGGACUUGAGCGGCGGAAACCUCCGCAGCAUCCCAUCCGGCCUGCUGCGUCCGCUGCAGCACCUCACCAAACUCCCCGCCAUCACGGAACCCCCCGUCACGGAAGACGUGUACACCUCGCUCGAGCCGUUCCUGCGCCUGUUCCUCGCGGGGAACGCCCUGCCCACGCUGUCCGGCGAGCUCUUCGAGCUGGACACGCUGCGCGUGCUGAGCCUGCGCAACAACAAGCUCACCGCGAUCCCGCCCGCGAUCCGCCGCCUGACCAUGCUGCAGGAGGUCAACCUCUCCGUGAACCGGCUGCGCACCCUCCCCUGGGAGCUGCUGUGGCUGAUCCGCAAAGGCGACCUGAAGCAUCUCACCGUGCGCCCGAACCCGCUCCUGCAGAUCGAUGACGGGGACCAGGACGAGGCGGCGGCGGUCGUGGCGGAGUGGCACGUCCCCCGCGAGCGGCGGUCGUGCGUCUACGACGGCCCCGCGCCCGAGGAAGCCUGGGCCCCCGUGCACGUCGCCACGGGGCCCGUCCGUCGCUACAACGCCGAAGGCGUGCUGCUGCCGGUCGAGCAGCAGCAGCAGCAGCAGCAGCCGCCGCCGACGGCAAUGGAGCUCGAUCCCGACGCCGACGCUACCCCCCAAGACGUGAUGCCGCCUCCGGCCGCCUCGCGCGUCCCCUCCCUCCGCGAAUGCGCCCUCCUCUCGCUCGCCCGCUCCCCGGCCUUCGAUCUCCUCCACGACGCGGAGCUGGCCGGCUACCCGGCCUUGAUGCUGCGGCUGCUGCGCGACGCAAGGGAGGUGCGCGCCGCCGGCGGCCGCAGCUGCUCCGUGUGUCACCGCGGGUUCGUACUCGCGCGCACCGAGUGGAUCGAGUGGUGGGACUGCAGCACGUAUGAGAACGGGUUGAAGGGCCCGCGGCCGUCCGGGGAGAGUCUGCGGCCCUUGCCGUUCCGAAGGCUGGGGUGCAGUUGGGGGUGUGUGCCGGGUGCUGAGGUUUGA